AUGGGUGCGCACCGUGGGCGCGUCUGUGUCUGUGGCCGCGUUCCAGCUCAAGCCUUCUCCGUCCAGCAGCACGGUUCCUCGGCGCCGCCUCCUGCUGCCGCGACAGACGGUAUGGUCUUCGGAGUCAUCGCUAGGGCCGUGAUCAAGGGUGCUCUGAAGGCCAGCACGCGUGGCGCUGGCCCGAGCGGGAAGGCCCUUGUCCACACGGUGCAGCACGGCAGCAGGAAGGCGGCGCGGGAGGCCGCGCAGCAGGCUGGCAAAGGGAAGCCGAUCCACCAUUCGAGCGGCUCGGGCGGGGGAGGGCACUUCCACGCCGUGGACAAGGCCGGGAACAAGAUUACUUCGGGCAGCCAGGGGGGCGUGCACCACAACUACGGCAAGAAGUAG
Messenger RNA from Prorocentrum cordatum, 387 nucleotides. NCBI's taxonomy places the organism in Eukaryota, Dinophyceae, Prorocentrales, Prorocentraceae. The record is from the annotation of a GenBank genome assembly.